AAUUAGCAUUUAAAAAUGGCCGCAAGUCACCAAGUAACCAAACAGUGAUUUCGGGAUUACAAUCGAUAUAUUCCUGUAAUCGUCGUAAUAAAUACGUCAAUGGCCUAACUUAUUUAUAGUAUCUAAUUCUUUAUAUUAGCCUGCCAAGUAUUUUGACGUAAGAGUCUCGUGAAUACCGAUUCAUACUUUUACAUUUGCCCCUUGCUCAUAAAAGUUCGCCGAGACGGUCACUAAUUCAGUCGUACGUUUACUUAAAAUGCAGCAUUUCGUACAACUGACUCUAUAAUAUUUGCAGGUUAACUGUGAAAAAGCCAACGAUCAGAGACUAUUUUUUCAACAGUGUAAGAAUAUUUUAUAUAAAGAACAUGUCGCCGGGUGUUAACGAUGGUCCACGCAACACAGGCACGCUACCAAAAAGUAAUAGAAGAAAUGAUAGAAACAGAGAACGGUCAGCAGCUAAUCAAUUUGCAAACUGUUCUUCCUAUCAUGGACAUGCACAACAUUCUAACAAUUUGUAUCAACUGGAUUGGAAACCAGUUGGCGAAAGAAAACAUCUAAGGAUAACAAAGAAUAGCAAUACAAGAUCAGUUGUUUCAAUACCAUCUACAUCUUAUCAAGAUAUAUCUGAUUUGGCAACAUAUAGUUGUACUCAGCCAUAUAAUUACCGUUCGGACGAAUAUUCACAUUGGCAAAAAAUGGUCCCCCCUACUGAUUCCCAAACCGAAUCUUCCGCACGAAUUCAAGGAACAAAACCUUCUAAUGUUGAUAAAAUGCCUGAUAGAAGCCAAGUUGAAUCCCGUUUAAAUCAAAUUAGAGAUUAUAUCAGAGUUACAUCAACAAUGAUGGAUUCGCUUAAUCAAUCCAGUGAUCCACGUGCGCAAGCUCAAAAUGAGAAGUUAAGUAGAAUGGUGGAGGAUCUUCAUGACAGUGAAAGAAAAUUAACCAAACUCUUGGAACAAUAUCAAAGUACUGGGAUAUUUUAUGAGAAUGGUGAAAGUAGCAGAGAAGAUACAGAAGAGAAUGGUGAUGCGGGUAGAGAAAUUCAACUAAGAAAGAAAAUGGAAGAAUCACAGAGGAAACUUGUACAGUUACAGGAGCAUCAAGCUAGUUUAGUUGGAAUGCAGUUACGUGUCAGAGAAAGACUAAACGAAGCUCGCCAAGCUCAACAAGCUCUUUUACAACAAGAAAAUCAAAGUUCGGUUGGUUUAGCUGUGCCAUUACCCGUGAAUGUUGAACAACUUGAAUCUGAAACAGCUGAAUUGAGAGGAAAGCUAGCGCAGCUUCAAACAAAGAAGAAAAAUAUGGAUCAUCUUGUAGCUGAAUUACAAGCUGUAGAAGUAUCUGACAGGGGCAGUUGUAGUUCUGAAGGUUCAAGAAAUUUUGGAAGAGACAAAGCUGCUGAAUUAGAAGCUAUGAAAGCGCAACUUGCUCACUUGAAAUCACUAAUGGAAGAAGCAACAAGAGUUCGUGAAUGUCUUGAUUCUAAUUCUGAUCCUGAACCUGAAGUAGAUGUAAAUGGUGAUUCAGCUGCAGCUGAAGCAGAUGCGAACGAAGAAGAUAAUGGAACAAAUAUUUCGUUCGAACGUCAAAGUGAUACCGACGAAAUAAAUCAUGAGAAAACUAGAAAUACCAGAGACCGACCAACGGUUGAAGAAAUUCAGGCUGUGACACGAGAACUUCAAGAACAAUCAGCUUUGUUACAAUCAACUAGGGCAGAAUUACAACGACUGAAGCAACCAUUAUCAUCGGUUCAUUCAAAUUCUACUUCUAUAGUUCCUACUUCGACACCUCCUCCCUCGCUUACAACAUCAACCUGUUCUGAAAAAAAGCAAAGUAAUAACAGUAAUUCGGAAGUUCAACAACCUAUGCAAGGAAAAAGACGUCAAAUCGAAGAUCUUAUGCGAAAGGAGUCAUCUCAAGCGUCUAGUAUUAAUCGCGACAUGGGAGGACCAACUGAUUUAAAUAGCCAUAGAAGCUCUAGUUCACAGAUUAGUCAUAGCAGUACUCCUGCUAACGUUUGGCCUCCUCCUACAGUGAUAGGUGGGUCUAAUGAUCAAAGUGUGGACGGUGUAUCUUCAGAAAAUUUAAUGGAUAUUGGUCCUCACACAACAGCAAUUGAAAAUGGAUUUACUGGAAAUUGGUGGACAUAUCCACCGCCUCCGUUAAAUCAACUACAACAUGGUUCAACCGAAUAUUAUCGUCAAUUAUUAUUGGGUUCUCAAACUCAACAACUUCAAAUGAUGGGUACAACAAUACAGCAAUGUUGUCAAUUGUUAUGGUCACAACAACGUGAAUUGCAAGCUAUGCGCUCGGCUAUUACUCAAUUACAAUUACAUCUGAGACAACCACAGCUACAACAGCGAAAUAAUAAUGAAAACAACGAUGAAUAUUCCAACUUAGGCCGUAACAUCCAUCAUCUAAGUGAAACAUUAGAUUCUGCAUUACCACCAAGUUCAUCCCUGCCAAACUUAGUGUCACUACCGAAUUCUUCUCCAGCUGCAGUUACUUCUGUCAAUUCUCAACAUCAACAACAACAAUUGAACAAUCAAGUACCUCCUGGAAAUAGAGCAAACAACUACUGGGAUAAUUUCAGAAGUUACUCCAGACAAAACUUACUCUCGGGAAAUGUAAAAACAAUGACUGAUAUUACUUCAGGACCUAUUGCAAAUGCAUCUGGAAAUACUGUAUCCAGUGUUAAUACCUCCCUGAUGAAGGAUAAGCGUAAUCGGGAUCAAGGAAUUGAUAAUUUACCUUUACCCUCGUUAAGUGGAGUAGAAACGCAGUAUUCGUCAAACUUACAGUUACAAUCAAAUUUGCAACAACAAGAAAGGGAAAAUACCGUUAUGCGUAGCAAUAUUUUAACGAAUGAGGUAUCUCAGCAACAAGCUGAUAAUCUUUGGGAAGAAGCUCAUUCAUCGUUUCGACUACCAUCUGUAAUAAAUGAUGAUCACCUAUUUCAAAAUUUAAGCCCUGAAAUGAGAGACGUUUUAAAUUCACUCAUUUCUGUAAAUAAAAAACGACCAGACUAUCUAGUUAUUAUAUUACGAGAAAUUAAGGCAAUAAGUGAAGAUCAUAGAUUGCGACCUCGUCUAUUAAGAUCACUACGUGCUUUACAAGAUACACAAUCGCUAAGCAAUCCAUUGAAUGAAACAACUGAUCAAACUGGAAGUGAAAGUUGUCAAUCCAGUGAUGAGGAUUCUGAAAUAGAUGUAGUUUUAGGCUUGGGUACAGAAAAUCAAUCGUCUGUAGGAGAAUUAGUUGCAUCAUCUCAAGCAGGAGGUUCAUCUCCUACCGCACAUAUACCAUUGAUAGAUCAUUUGGAUAUGCCAGGGACAUCUACAGUUGAUUCUGCAAGUGCAUUACCUUCAACAUCUACUGUUAAACCAGGUUACAAUGAAGAUCUAGCAGAAGCAGAUCAAUCGAGACCUGAAUCUUCUGGUAAUCAACAGCCUCUUGAUAACGAGGAAGAAAAUCAACAAGGCUAUGGAGAAGCAGCUGGUCAAAUUGCAUCUGUACAAGUAAGAUUUAACGGUGAUGGAGAUUUAGAAAAUUUAGCUGCAAAAGCUGAAGACGAGAGAAACGAGAAUAAUGCACCAAUAUUUUGAUAUUGAGUUUUCCUAAAAAUUAUUUCAAAUUGUAUACAUACAACAAUUUAACGAACAAAUGUAUUGUAAAAGCUAUGGUUGCUAUGUAUACAUUAUUUCGUUGAAGCGGAAUAUUCAAAACUCUCGAAAAUUUAACUCUUAUUGUUCAAUAUUUUUUAGGUUUUUUUUCUAAAAUAUAAUUAUUUAAUUUCAAGCAUAACAGUUUUGACCGAAAACUUUUUUUUUACUC
Messenger RNA from Osmia lignaria (orchard mason bee), 3834 nucleotides. RefSeq names its product combover (gene cmb). The record is from RefSeq and is a predicted model, not a curated record. Gene Ontology annotation, biological process: microtubule anchoring at centrosome; non-motile cilium assembly; protein localization to centrosome. Gene Ontology annotation, cellular component: ciliary basal body; centrosome; centriolar satellite. NCBI's taxonomy places the organism in Eukaryota, Metazoa, Arthropoda, Insecta, Hymenoptera, Megachilidae.